AAAAUCUAUAAACUUUUAUAGAUGGUAGGUUGGUCAUGCGAAAGUCAGCAGACUAUUUGGUAUUUCUCUGUAAAGCAGUGUUUUUUCUCUUCGACAUCUGCGUAUGUUAAUGAGAGGACAGUUUUCUAUCAUUACUUUCUCAAAUUGUGAUUUAAUCCGUUUAGUACUCAUGCCCGUUUCUCUAGCCAACUCACUGAAUUCGCUUGUUGUUUCACAUUUCGCGGUAAGGCCACCCUUUUUGGCUGCUGUCAACGUGCUUGUAUCUUGAACUGUGAUAGGUGGAAGAGCAUUUCGAAUAUGACGUCACAUGUGUAGUUUUCUUUUGGCGACAGGGGGCAGUGUUGUGCUAUGGGCCGUGGACAGACGGCCAAAAUGGCAUGCUCAUUUCACUUGAAUUUGGCAAAAAUUGAUUGUUUACACGAAAUGGAUCAAAUGUUUGGCUGAGAUGUGCUUUACUUUUUCAUCUAGAGGGUUCAAUACAAAUAUAAACUACUGUUUCAUUACAGAUAAAAUUAAGUAAAGCAUUGACACAUUGUUUCAGCUCCAUGUGUUGUUACAAGUGUAUCAUUUUUGUUGUAAUAGGCUUACGUUUUUGUUCAUUGAUCUGCAUUGUCCAGUUUUGGGUUGGAAGAUUCUAUGUACUGCAGGCCACUAUUAUUCAAGCAUGAUGAGCAUUUUUACAACAGUCUGUAUUUUAAACACAUGUGAGAGAUUGGGGCCCACGUUUCUUUACGCAUAUAUUUGGUGUCUUUUGCUUUUUGAUCAUUCAUGAAUGUGUUACUUACUUCUUCUUAACGGUGCAGCUGAAGUGCUAUUUGAAGGGUGGGACACAGCGUCCCUGCUAUCCUCCAAUAGAUUCAAAGUAAGCUUCAUGAUUGACAAUUCCGAGCCUGGGAGUGGGAGGAACAACCUCAGCAGCUAUCCCUUUGGCUUUGUUACGUCUGGGAAGCCAUUUUGGAAUUAUGUUGGUAGUGUCUGAGAAUUACAGGCUACUGUCAACUUACAAACUUUUGUGUCUGUUCACGAAUUAAUUUAGUCCACGAUAUCAGCGCUUGUCCUACUGGACUAAACCGCUGUUUGCCAUCAUUUUGAUUACGCGACUUGACAUGCGUCAAGAAGUUUGCGCAUCUUUUAAGGCUGGAUAUUUCUUGUCCAACUGGAUUACGUUGAAGACAACAUAAGAUACAUGGACUUACUGGACGGUGGCACAGAAGAAUGAACAUGGACUUCUCCCCCCUACACACAUACACGCCACCGCAGUGUGCCCCGGACAACACCGGAUACACUUACUCCCUCAGCUCCAGCUACUCGUCUGCGGCGCUGGAGUUUGAGCACGAGCACCAGAUCGCUCCGGUCUUCGACUCACCCAGGAUGUCACGCAGGAGCCUGCGCCUCCACACCGCCACGGGUCUCUAUGGCAACGACGGCCUGGCCGACGAAUCGCACAACCAUAACACGAGCUACAGCAACACCAGCAGUGCCAGCAGCUCGACAAAGCGGACUGUAAGGAGCAGGAGGCAGCAGCAGGCCUCAGCAGCUGAUCUGCAGACAGACUCGCAGACGCAGACGCUCACGCAGACGCAGACGCAGCGGCAGACGCCCGUGCGCAGGACUCUGCGCAGCCACAGCAGCUAUGUGCUGGGCCAGGCUGAGACGGACGGCUCCUUCAUGUCCACCUUACUGGACGAGUCCAGCCUCAAGGAGCACGCCACCUCCACUCCCAGAGUCUGGGGUACAGAGCAUGAUGCUGACCUAAAAGGACGCAGCGUUCGAACAGAGCACAGCUCAUCACGGGUCAACGGCGACGCCAGCGCCACACACACACACACACACACAACCGUCGCCAACGGCUACAUCUGCCGCGACUGCUCCAUCCACAGCGAGAGGAAGGACGCCCUCACCGCGUACUCUUCGUCAGGCUCGUCAUCCUCCUCCUCCGCUGCUGCUAGCGGUGCUAACGCCAACCUCCUCCAGUCCUCCAGCUCCUUCACCGCCUCCUCCGCCUCCUCCGCCUCCUCCGCCACCUCCAUCUACAGCAGCAAGCGCAGCCAGCAGCACAGGACAGGUGUGCUGGCGUGUGUGUCGGGCGCGUGUGUCCGCCAGAGCAGACGGGCGGUGUCCUCCGUGUACACCUUCAUCAGCCUCCUCUUCCACAGGCUGCUGGGUUCCUCCGGUGACCACCAGCAGGGCUCCAGCAAAGGUGUGCUGGUGUCUGUGUCAGAUACGCUGAGGCGUGCGGGCACCGCGCUCUCGGACAAAGUGUGGCUGCUGAAGUGGAGGCUGCUGCAGAGGCUCUUUUACAGGGACUACCGGCCCAAAGCUCACUCCAGUUACUGCGGCAGCAUGAACGUGAAGGACCUGGUGACAGGCGACGGGCAUCUCAACCUAAACGGAUCACUGUGUGACGACUGUAAAGGGAGCCAACACCUGGAGGCAAACACACUCAGCACACACUCCUCACAGCGCAGAGGCCUACUGGGGGCACUGUUGGCCCUGCUCACUUACACAGUUACAGGUGUGCUGCAGGUGUGUCGGGCCGUGGCCUCAGGUGGUGCGACCGUCGCCAGGAAGCUGCUAGCACUCCUGUGGCUAGUCCUCUUAGCUCCAGGGAAAGCUGCGAGGGGAGCAUUCUGGUGGCUGGGGACGGGAUGGUACCAGCUGGUCACGCUCAUGUCCUUACUCAACGUCUUCUUCCUGACCAGGUGCCUGCCCAAACUAUGGAAGCUCUUGCUGUUUCUGCUGCCCUUUCUGCUGCUUCUGGGUCUGUGGUACCUGGGUCCGUCCAGCCUGCUGGGCCUGCUGCCCGCGGUCAACCUGACAGAGUGGAGUUCCGUGACGCUCUACUCCCUGCUGCCCUCCGCCUCACUGUUCCCAAGCACACACACCCCCGUGGAGCAGGCCUCUCCGCUACCCCCCACACACACAUCACCCGCUCCCUCCUCCGUCCCACAGCUCUCUCAGCAGUCUGAGGCACGCCUGCUCGCUGCUCUGGCUGUGGACACGGAGCGUCUGUCUCGGCUGGAGGGGCGCGUGGUUGAGCUGUGGCAGAGCGUCCAGCAGGGGGAGCAGCGGCAGGAGGAGCAGCGCGGCCAGACGCUGCAGCACUACCAGAGCCUCCAGGAGCAGCUGCGCACGCAGACCGACAGGCACACGCUCGGCCUCUGGGUGUCCGACCUGCUCGAGGACAAACUGAGCGCGCUCCGUGCUGACCUGGAGCAUCAGGCCAAUCAGAGAGCAGAGUCCCAGGAGCAGUAUGGGGCAGAGCAGAAAGCUCAUGAGACUCGGCUAGUUGAACUGAGCCUCCUGCUGCAGGCCCUGGCUGCCAAAACUGAGGAGGUGCAGCAGAAGCAGAAGGAUCAGGAAGCAGUUGUCCCUCCUCCUCCUCCAGUGAGUGUGGGGGUGGGCCAGGAGGACCACGAUGCAUUGCUGCAGGAGGUGGGGCGGUUGGAGGCGGAGCUGGGCCGCAUCAGAGAUGACCUCCAGGGGGUUAUGGGAUGCCGUGGGCGCUGUGAGCAGCUGGACACCCUGCAGGACACAGUGUCUGCGCAGGUGAGUGCGGAGGUGCGGCGUGAGCUCCACGCUCUGUUCUAUGGCAGUGAGGCUGAGCCCGAGUCCGGUGAAGCUGCGCUGCCGGAGUCCCUGCUCCAGUGGCUGUCGGCGCGCUUCGUCCACGGCGACGACCUGCACGCCUCGCUCGCCACCCUGGAGAAGAGCAUUCUGGGUAACGUCUCCCUGCAGCUGGAGCAGAGCAAGCAGCAGCCGGCCUGCGCCGAGACCGUCACCCAGAGCGUCACCCAGAGCGUCACACACACCGCCCAGGCUGCAGGGAUGACCGAGGAGGAAGUACUUCUCAUCGUGCAAAACGCUCUAAGGCUCUACUCCUAUGACCGCACUGGGAAGGUGGACUACGCCCUGGAGUCAGGAGGAGGGAGCAUCUUGAGUACACGCUGCUCAGAGACGUACGAGACCAAGACUGCGCUCAUGAGCCUGUUUGGAUUGCCCCUCUGGUAUUUCUCACAGUCCCCCCGUGUCGUCAUACAGCCGGACAUGUACCCAGGGAACUGCUGGGCGUUUAAGGGCUCCCAGGGCUACCUGGUGAUCCGCCUGUCCCUGAGCGUGCUGCCCAGCGCCUUCUGCCUGGAGCACAUCCCCAAAGCCCUCAGCCCCACCGGCAACAUCAGCAGCGCCCCCAAACACUUCACGGUCUAUGGACUGGAGGACGAGUACCAGGAUGAGGGGAAGCUGCUGGGAGAUUACACCUACGAGGAGGAUGGGGAGUCUCUACAGACAUUCCCAGUCAUGGAGAAGAAUGACAAGUCCUUCCAGAUCAUUGAGAUGAGAGUCCUGUCCAACUGGGGCCAUGCCGAGUAUACCUGCCUGUACCGCUUCAGGGUCCAUGGGGAGCCCAGGGCCCAAUGAGGACCGGCUCCUGUAACUCUGUAUGUGUGUGUGUGUGUGUGUGUGUGUGUGUGUGUGUGUGUGUGUGUGUGUGUGUGUGUGUGUGUGUGUGUGUACCAAGGACAUGUACAUAGACAGAGGACAAGAGUGGGGACUGGGAACAGUGGGUCGGGGAUGUUUUUUUUUUUUAUAUAUGAGGACUACGUACGUCAGAGGACGGCUGUCAUGAAUGUGUUGAUCAUCGAAGAGACUGAAAAAAGGACAGCCAUUUUAUGAAAGAAAAGGAAAAAAAAAAAGACAGAAUCCUGAAAAGAUUAUCAGGAACAAAAGAACGAAUGAAUGAAUCAGGGAAAGAGGAGUUUGAGUGAGACGGAGGUGUGAUUCCCCUGCCUGCCCAGUCCUGCUCACUGAAUUCAAACCAGCUCUUGCACUGAAACGGACCUUUCCGGAAGGGAGUCCAGGAAGACACCCCCACCGACAUCUAUGCCCUGAGAAUUAACAACAACUUUUCUGUUGAUUUUUAUUUUACUUUUGAACCUCGUGUUUCACUGAACUUCUUGAGUUCAGGUCUUGUUUUUUAAGGACAUUUUAUCAUGUGUUUCAAAAGGAUCUGUGCAGUCUAGCCUGCAGCUCAACUCUCCAGUUGUUACCAACACACACACGCACACACACGCACACACACUCUAACGUUACUGAUCAUCUGUGGAGAAUGUCUGUCUCCCACCCAAAGCCCAAACUCUUCUCCUCCAUUUUAAGCUACUCUUCCUCAUGCUGCUAUACUGUACAGGAGCAGCAUGAUAGAAAAAUGUCUUUUUUGUGUUUUUGUUUUGAAUCUCGUGUCCAGUACCUCCCACUGUGUGGUUUUAUAUUUGAAAUGCAUCUACAGCCAUAAAUUACAAUGAUGCUUUGGAUUUCUGAUUUUUUUUUUUUUUUUUUGGACAGACUGAAUGUGCUCUGGAGAAGCUGUGCGUGUGUCUGUAUGCGUGUGUGCGCUUAUGCAUGCGUGUGUGUGUGUGUGUGUGUGUGUGUGUGCGCGCUCCUGCUUGCGUGUGUGUACUCGCCUGUAUGUCUCCCAUCUUAUCGGUCUCCUGUUCUCUCCGUCUCUCUUCUCCUUUCUCACACACACUCAUACGAACUGGAGUAGGUAAGAAGUGCGUCUAGCCUGUACACACAGAAAGCCAUCAAUCUGUUUAUAUUUUUAUAUGUGUAGAGUCCAGACGACAGUCCAUUUCAUUCAGUUCUUUUGCAUUUUUUUUUAGGGCAGGUCUAAUUAGUAAUGCCUCUGCUGUCUUUGCCACACAGCAGGAAUGUAAUGUAUAUUUCACUGUUAAUAGCAAAACCCUUUAUUAUUGGCCUAUAUCAGUGUUGCUUUACAAAAAAGGGUACCUUCUGUCAUCAUUAUAAUUAUUAUUGUAAUAUUAUUACUCAUUCACAUUAUGUUGUGUACCAUUUUGAUAUAGAAUGCUAAAGAAUGCACUGUUGUGACUUGUUAAAAGACAUGUAUAUUGCAGAAAAGUCCUAAACAAUUUGCCAGAAUUGUCGGAAGAAAACAAGGGGGGGAUAAGGGAGGACAUGGUAAAACUCUUCCUCGUCCUCUAAUUUGCGGACCUAAAAGUGUCUCCAAAUGUACAAAAUCGAUUUGUUCAUUACUAUUUAUUUGAAAUACGGUUAGUUAUUGAGAGUUAGGACUUUGUGCAGUGUAUUUUUUUGUAAAAUGCUUCUCAGUGCAUUUUUUGGACACUAUCUGUAGACAGUAAGGUUUUGUUCAAAAAAAAAUAAUUAGAUUUUAUUUUUGUUGCUGCUGUCAGAGGGUUGGUAAACUGCUAUGGGAUAACGUUACAAAUAAAACUUUUAAUUCUGAGCGCUUUUAAA
Messenger RNA from Clupea harengus (Atlantic herring), 6270 nucleotides. It is a transcript of the gene sun1b, whose product is annotated as Sad1 and UNC84 domain containing 1b. The transcript is spliced from 24 exons. Lineage: Eukaryota; Metazoa; Chordata; Actinopteri; Clupeiformes; Clupeidae. Gene Ontology annotation, molecular function: protein-membrane adaptor activity. Gene Ontology annotation, cellular component: nuclear envelope; meiotic nuclear membrane microtubule tethering complex. The record is from RefSeq and is a predicted model, not a curated record. The coding region runs from base 1216 to 4419 and encodes 1067 amino acids.